UCAGAAGUCAUUUAAAGUUUUGCAGAGAAGCAAACACUUACUUCCAAGCCCACGAAGUCAACUAAAGGAGAGAAAAAUGGUGUCUAUGUGCCGACAGAUGCUAGGCCUGUCCCUGGCCAUCAUUGGUUUCUUGGGAGCGAUUGUGAUCUGCGCCCUUCCCAUGUGGAAGAUGACCGCGUUUAUUGGAGCCAACAUCGUGACGGCGCAGAUCAUCUGGGAAGGCUUGUGGAUGAACUGUGUGGUCCAAAGUACGGGACAGAUGCAGUGCAAAAUCUACGACUCGCUCUUGGCUUUACCUCAGGACCUGCAGGCUGCUCGGGCUCUUGUGGUCAUCGCCAUCAUCAUCUGCCUCUUUGGGAUCAUCCUGGGGCUCGCCGGUGGAAAAUGCACCAACUUUGUCGAAAAGGAGGAAUCCAAGGCAAAGGUGGCUAUCGCCAGUGGUGUGAUCUUCAUCGUCGCUGGAGUGCUGGUCCUGGUCCCCGUCUGUUGGUCAGCUAACACCAUCAUCAGGGAUUUCUACAAUCCCCUUCUCACAGAUGCCCAAAGGAGGGAGCUCGGGGCUUCUCUCUACAUCGGAUGGGGUGCUGCCGCUCUGCUGAUCCUGGGAGGAGGUAUUCUGUGCAGCUCUUGCCCACCUAAAGAGGACAACUACAACAUCAAGUACUCUCAGCCACGGUCCACUGCCACCAGCAGAGCCUACGUCUGAAAGUAAUCAAGCAUGCAAAAACUUUUUACUUACCUUUAUCGUAAAACCUCUUUAUUCCCGCAACUGGGUUUUUUUUUCGAGAAACUGAAGAAAGGACAGUAUCUGAUAUGGCGUAGUGUAUUUUGCGCUGGGAUUUUACAGAUCACUGAAAGAGAAAGUAUGCAUUUAUGAUGUGAUGAGAGGAAUCUAACUCAGGGAAGCGACAGAGAUCUGAAAUGUUAAUUAUGUUUUUAAUAUAUAUAUAUAUAUAUAUAUAUAUAUAUAUAUAUAUAUAUAUAUAUAUAUAUAUAAAACAAGCUAUUCUUGUAACUUAUGUUGAAUGUGACAAUAUGACUAGUACCAUUAAUCAUUACAGACUGGUAAUAAAUUACAAUGGCUAUGGUUUUAUAAAAUGUACAUUAACCUUUUAAGCUUUUUCUAAACAUUAAUUAGCAUUUUUGCACAAUUUUGCCUUAAUCAGUGAAUUUGUCUUACUGUUUGUUUAUUAAAAUAAAUGCUUCUGUAAAACAAUUUAUUAUACUGCAUUGACAUCAUUUCAUUGUAAUAGUUUGAUAGUACUGAAUAUUCUCACGUCAAAGAAAAUCAUCAGAUCAUGCUGAAACUGUUGAAAAUGGUUGGCAAAAGCCUCCUGUAAAACCGGUUUCUUGCAAUGUUGUUAAACCAAAAAAUGUUGUUACUGAAAAAAUAAACGACUAUCAGACAUGUUUAA
Molecule: messenger RNA, 1415 nt
Organism: Puntigrus tetrazona (Sumatra barb)
Lineage: Eukaryota; Metazoa; Chordata; Actinopteri; Cypriniformes; Cyprinidae
Product: claudin-4-like
Exons: 1
Coding region: 77-706 (209 amino acids)
Biological process (GO): bicellular tight junction assembly; cell adhesion
Cellular component (GO): bicellular tight junction; plasma membrane
Molecular function (GO): structural molecule activity
Source: RefSeq, a predicted model, not a curated record